UGGGCAAUUUAAUUACUAUCAAAAUGAUGUGGUGUCUUCUUUGACUCUCACUCAUGGUAGCUGCCACGACUGCAAAGAAGCUAAAUGUCUACAGAAAACCUGAAGACAGGAGUCCUACUUUUAUCAUUCGAGAUAUGAUGAAAAUAGAAUCAGAUGCUAUUGCUCAAAAACGUGAUGAGUCCACUCCAAUUAAAAUCACGCUGCAGAAUAAUCAAGACGCAGCAUAUACAGGCAAGCUUAGCUUGGGAGGAAAUAAAGAAGAGCAUACUUUCUUUUUUGACACAGGAUCUCCAUGGCUCUGGGUUGCACUUGAUGACUGUACUAGUUGCAAUUGGCCAGGUGUGAACCCAUACACCCCAGAUUCUGGUACUAAUAAGCCUAGCAGCAAGAUCGGCAAUGCUACUUAUGUUGAUGGGCAAUUUGCUACAGGAAAUAUCGCAACAGAUGAGGUCAGAAUCACUGCUGAUAGUGAACCAAUAACAAUGAAUAUCAUUGGAGUUAGCGAAGCUCACGAUAUUGGAAAUAUUCCUGCUGAUGGAAUCUUGGGAUUAGCUCCUUCCCCUGCUAAAAAUACAGAUCUAUUCGUUACUCAGCUUCACAAGCAAGGGCUGAUUCCUGAUGAUAUGUUUGGGCUAGAAAUCAAGCCAAACGGGCAAGAUUCAUUCAUUACUCUAGGAGGAUAUGACACAGAGAGAGUUCCAGACCCAAAAGAAAUUAAAUGGAUUAACCUCUAUAACAAAGAUAGUUGGUGGACAGAAUUCAGACAUGUUUACUAUGGAGAUACAAUAUUGUCAAGCAAGGGAGGGCUUGUAGUCUUUGAUUCAGGCACUAGUAUCACCACAAUGAGUGAGAAUAUCCUAUAUGCCAUUAUCAAUGGUUUUUAUACUAAAACAGAAGGACAAUCUUGCACUAUAAAGCAGUUCCAAGGGCUUGACCUUUGGCAUUGCCCUUGCAUUGGAAAUUUCGAUGAUAUAGGUAUCUCAAUGAAUGGCUACAUGGCCUUCUUAAACUCUGAUUUGAUCAUUAAGGAUGCUGGACAAGGAGAAUGAGCUAUAGAGAUCCUACCUGCUAAAUUUGAAGGCGAUAAUGACAUUAUCCUCCUCGGAGAUAACUUCUUCUUCGAUUAUUAUGUUGUACAUGAUAUCAACGGAGGUAAGAUUUAUGACGAAGACUCAGACACAGGCAUGAGAAUCGGCCUUGUAGGUAACAUCGUGGAGAACGAUGAUGGCGCUUUUGGAUCAGUCAUCUCUUCAGCACUUGCUAUGCUUGUAAUGGCUACACUAUUUUUGAAUUAAGAAUGAUGGAUUUGGAUACAUUUCUAAUUUUAGAGGGCAGAUUAAGGUAUACU
Messenger RNA from Moneuplotes crassus, 1348 nucleotides. The record is from the annotation of a GenBank genome assembly. NCBI's taxonomy places the organism in Eukaryota, Ciliophora, Spirotrichea, Euplotida, Euplotidae.